Messenger RNA from Condylostylus longicornis, 2963 nucleotides. RefSeq lists its product as uncharacterized. The record is from RefSeq and is a predicted model, not a curated record. NCBI's taxonomy places the organism in Eukaryota, Metazoa, Arthropoda, Insecta, Diptera, Dolichopodidae. The transcript is spliced from 5 exons. Bases 920 to 2389 code for a protein of 489 amino acids. Gene Ontology annotation, cellular component: extracellular region.
CAUAAAAGGUGUAUUUUUACGAACGGUUACGGUAAAAUUUGUAGAAAAACAAAUUCAUAAUUAGAUUUUAUGUUGCUUUGGAAAAUAAAAUGCUAAACAUAGUUUUCUGGCUUUAUAAAUAAAAAAUAAUCAACAAGUAACAUAAAAAUUUAAUUAAUAAUUACUUUUGUACUAAUAAUACCUAGUAAAAUUAAAAUAUUGAAUUACAUACUUAUGUAUGUAUGCACAUAAAUUUUAUUAUUGUAACGCGACAUUUUUUUUCGAAAGUGUGAACUGUGAGUAAAUAAAUGUAUUAAAGAGAAUUAAAGUAAUUUGUUUUUGUAUCCUUAAAAAUGUGCCUAUAUGCUAAUUCUAACUGAUUCUAAAUAAUGCAGAUUUUUUGAAUUUAGAAUUUUUUUUUAUUAUUGGUUUCAUGAAGAAUUUUAAUCUGCAGUGAAAAUAAACUUCUAGGGAAUACACACUUUAAUACAAAGUUUACUAGAACGAUUUUUGGAUUUUAUUGUACGAAUAUUAAAGUUUUUUUUUAAAGAAUUUCACAAAGAUGAUAACGAAAAUUUACUAAUUUUUAUUUUGAGUAACACAAAUAUUGUAAAAAAUAUGUAAAAUCUAUAAAACUAUAAAGUUUUUCCAUUGUACUUGCAAAAAUUUAUAUCUACAUAAAUAUUGACUCUAACCUCAACUUUUUUAUUGAACCUGGCGUUAGUAAAGUGAAACAGGUUAGCACGAUAAAAAAAAAUAUAAAACAUACCUAACUAUAGCCACUAUUUUGUUUUGGAAUGCAAAUAAAAUUUUGUUUAAAAUUAAGCAAAGCAAUAAACUAAUUAAAAUUUUCUAAUAAAAUAUUAGCAAUAACUUAAACAAUAAGCAAUUAUAUAUUAAAAUUUUAAAUACGAAGUUUUUUUUAAACUAAAAGGGCAUAAUGGAGGUAUGCUGUUUGAAGAUGGCAUCCAGAUGCAAGCCCACACGACCAGUAUUAAUGGAUGUAACUCGGAUACCAGCGGUCAGUUCAUCACAUGAUUGUGGUUCAUUAUCACGAGUUGUUAUGGUCCGGAAAACUGAUCAGCGGUUAAUUAACCACAAAAAACCUCAAGGCGAUCCACAAUGUGAAAUUGUCACAUUUGAAACGAUUCAAACGUAUAAAGGACAUAAACCGGAUCGUACAGUUAUAACUAAAGAGAGACGUGAUUUUAAUUCAACAUCAGAUGUAAGAAAAUCACCUAGUGUAGUACGUUUAAUGAGACGUAGUGUAACACCACAUAGUGAAGGUUUAUCAUUGGCGGUUUCAACAAAUGAUGUUAGUUUUCAUGAACGUCGUUCAGUUUCAUUUAGCGGUAGUAGUAAAAUUAAUGGUACACAAUUAAGUUUAAGACAAAAAUCACCAUCGCCAGCAAAACGCUCUAGUGGUUUCGGUGAAUUUGAAAUUGAAUGCCUUAAAGCUCAUAAUGAAUUUCGUAGUAAACAUGGUUGCCCUCCAUUAAAAUUAAAUUCACGUUUAUGUAAAUUUGCUGAAGAAUGGGCUAAAAAUUUAGCAAGUCGUGCUAAUCCAACACAUCGUAGCAAUUCACCAUAUGGUGAAAAUAUAUUUUGUACAUGGAGUUCAUCACCAAAUGGAAUAUUUGUUGAUGGUAGAGAGCCAGUUGAACAUUGGUAUGCAGAAGCUGAUCUUCAUCCAUAUGGUAGAGAACCGACUACAUUAAGAACUGGUCAUUUUACACAAGUUAUUUGGAAAGAUAGCCGUGAACUAGGUGUUGGACAAGCAAGAAGUAAAUCAAAUCAAAUUGUUGUUGUAUGUAAUUAUGAUCCGCCGGGAAAUUUUAUUGGAAGUUUUACUGAGAAUGUUCCUCCAAUUGGUGGUUUUCCAAUAGCACCAAAAAUUGUUAUCGAUAAAGUACCUGAUUCAACUGAUACAUCAUUAUCAUCAAGUGGUUAUAGCGAUGAGAUGAGCGAUUUUGCUCUUAGAAUUUUAAAAUUUCAUAAUAUGUAUAGAAGAAAACAUUCAGUGCCAGAACUAAAAUUAAGCAUUGAUUUAUGCAAUUUAUCACAAGAUUGGGCAGAACAAUUAGCUAAAGAAGAUCGUUUCGCUUAUCGACCGAAUUGUGAUUAUGGUGAAAAUAUUUAUUGUUUAUGGUCAUCAGAUCGUAAUGCAAAAGCAAAUCCUAAAGAUGUUUGUAGAUCAUGGUAUGAAGAAAAUCGUGAUCAUAAUUAUUUAGUUGAACCAAAAGGAAUAUUUAAAGCUGGCCAUUUUACACAAAUGAUAUGGAAAUCAACAAAAGAAUUAGGUGUUGGUUUAGCCAAAACACGAAAAGGAAAAGUUCUAGUUGUAUGCAAUUAUGAUCCAAGAGGAAAUAUUGUUGGUGAUUUUUUAGCAAAUGUUCCAAGACCUCAUUAAAUACUAAAUUUUUAAAGAGUAAAAAAAAAAAGAUUGAUAGAAAUGCCUAAUACGAAUAAGUGUUGAAAAAAAAAAAAAAAUAAUGAAAAUUUUGCCAGUUAAAUUUUAUAGAAAAGAAAUUUAAAAUCGAAUCGAGUUUUUAGAAAUAAUAUAAUGAAAAUAUUUUCAAAAUUAAUAUUUCAUUUUAGGUCAUAAUUAAAAGAAAUUAAUUGUAGUUUAAAUUAAAACAGAAAAAAAAAAUUAUAAAUAUAUUAAAAAUUAAAAUUCUAAAUUGAACUGAUUGACGAUGACAGGAUGAUGUUAGUUGGAAUGCUUUUUUUUUUUUUUUAAAUAUUAUUAAACUUUUGGAAAUGUUAAUUUUAGGGGAGGCUGCAAAUAUUUUUUUUUUGUUAUAUUUUAUAAUAUAAAUUUGUUUUUAAAUUAUUUUAAUUGAAGAAUAAAAUUGUUUACUUAUUUUUUUUUUGUUAUUUUUAUGUUUUUAAUAAGAUUCACAUCAUCUUAUUUAUCAAAUCAUAUUAUUUUAUAUUUAUAUAUAAAUAUGUACAUAUUUGUAAACAAUUCUAGUCCUUUAAGG